CGUACGACUGAGAGCAUGCACAUGGACAUGUCUCCUACCGGUGUUCUGGAACUGCCGAAUGUGUCCAUGAAAUCCAGUUUGGAUAUUCCCCACAUUCGACCCGGUUUCGAGGUACGUGUGGGUGCAGAUGAACAGCGCAUCUACGCAUUGUGAACGCACUGUAUUAAAUGCAUCAGCCUUCACAACCUACCCAAGAGCAAAGAUGACAUGGUGGUAUUUGCAUACUGAAUUGUGAUUGGUCUGAAUGUUGACCAGAAACUUCUUAAAACUUAAUUAGCAUGACCAUUCUCUCGCUGUCUUGCAAGCAAUGGUAUUUCCAUCAGGAAAUGGAAACAGUUUGUUUAGAAACGCAUUCAGAGGCUGAGCCAAGUUUAUGGCAACAGGACUCAUCAAAGAACAGAAACCUCAGUGGCAUGAAAAUGAACGGCGAAGGCACUGGUAUAGGAGGUCCAACCCCAGCUGUGGUGGGGUAUUUGGGAAAACGUGAAGAUAAAAAUGGCUCAUCUGGGAACUGUCCGUGGUGCUUGGCAAAAGGUCAGACAAAUGCUUUGCGGUUCUAUGCUGUCAACUUGGAGGAGACCGUUUUGCUCUGUACAAACCCAGUGUGCCUUUACCCAUUGGUUAGUCGACCUCUGGAAGAUGUGCGUGCUAGUUUGCCCACACUUAAAGAUCUGGAUGGAUGCAAAAGGAAAGCUUCUUCCCUGUCUGUGGUCGAGGACGUAUCCUCCCCUUCAAAGCAAUUGAGAGAGGAGAAGCUGGAAAUUUUGUCUACAGUGUCUGAGCCAUGUGUUGUGGAUCUUAAUGAAUGCACACCUCCAAAUGACACUGUUCAAAAUGAAACAUUUAUGGAUGAUCAGUCAAUACUGGAAAAGAACACUGAGGAACAAUAUCCUGAAGUGAAAACAAUUAGCACUGAUGUGGAUUUAAAUCUGUGGGGCACGAAGGACGGCUGUGUAUCUAGCACUCAAGAUGAGGUCAAGGAGACGUUUGGAAUGAAUGUUGAUGUGAAAUCAUCAGCAGAGCUGGUUCCUGUGCAGCCACAUCUCUUUUGGAAAAACGAGGAUAACCUGUGUUGGUUGGAUUCAUUGUUGGUGAUGCUUGUGAACUGCAAGACUAUCAGAGAAACUCCAUGUCAGAAUGUAAGGCUGACCGACAAGUUGACGUCAGCGCCUUGCAGCAGCUCUGCUGUUUGGAACCUUUGCUCAGCAUACGACAAGACAUGUGCCUAUCUACAGUCCAAGCAACUGCAGGAUGAAGGUAAAAACAAGGUAACCAGAGUUCCUGCUGAUGUCCUGGAGGAGGCUGAGCGACAGCUCUCUGCUCUCCGUCUGUCAUUCUUCAAACUCCUUCAGCCCACACUCAAGUGUGAAAUUGGUCAGCAGGAAACACCUGUUUUUGCACUGCCUCUUCUUCUCCGGUCGGAUAAAUGGGCUCAGGAUCUUUUCCAGCAUACCAUCUGUUGGGAAUUUAAGUGCACAGCCUGUGGUUAUACUCUCAACGACAGUGUUGAGAAGACUCUUACAACAUUCACUCGUAUUCUUUCUGACUGGCACCCGCUAAAAGCAAUCCACCGCACUCAAUGCAGUAACUGCAACCGCAAAAACCAGAGGAGAAAAAUGGUGCCUGAGAGGCUGUCCUCUGUAUUUGCUCUGCACUUUGUGGAGGGCUUGCCAAGGAAAGACCUCUCUAGAUACUCUUUUGAGUUCCAGGGCUCUCAGUACAAUGUUAGGACUAUAAUCCAGUUCAAUAAGAAUCUCCAGCACUUUGUCACCUGGAUCCACCAGAGUAAUGGAUCAUGGCUAGAACUUGACGAUUUGAAAUACCCCCGCAGCAUCACCCACAAACGGUUAACACUGCCUGCCAAUGAAAUACAUGUUGUUUUCUGGGAGGUAGACUCCAACAAAGAUAGAGCCUCAGAGAUCUGCCCACUGACAACUCCCCUGGCAGUCUCAAAUGUUGACAAUAAUAAACUCCUUCACAAACUGUCAGAUUCUGCUGCCAAUGACACGUCUGUCCUCGGUACAAUCACUGUAAAUGAGGACAAGGAUUUGGCUGUUGCCAGUACCAUAGAUGCAUCUAUUGGCAAUACCACAUUAAUGGAUGCUUUCGAGGGACUUUCACACACAGACAUUAUGACCCUCACUCCAGCCACUAAUGGAACACAUCUUCAGGUUCCCAAGACCCCAGCCAUUGUGCCAGCUGUCCUCCCAUAUCUUCCAAAAGCAUCUAGUUUGUCUCGUAACUCUGAGUCCGUUUGUCAACCCUCAAGUCCUCCAAAACGCCAGAGAUGCAGUUCUGGUUCUAAAGAAGAAUCUUCUUUAGUAGCUCCAAAAAUAACUCUGCCCUCAGUUGGGAGGUCAUCAGUACCUACAGAAAAACAUGUCCCUUUACCCCUUGCGUCAAGUGGUAGUACUCUCGCUGGUGCACUAAGCUGUUCCACCUUACUUCAGCGCUAUGCUUCAUUCCAGUCUACACCAGUAAAACCUCAUCCUUCUGCCCCCAAACCAAAACUAAAAUAUGAAGGCAGUGAAGCUCUGCCAGCAAAGCCAGCUGAUUUGUUUGGUGGUUUCAUAACCAAGAAAUUGCCUAAUCUGCCAUAUCCUGGCGGAGUUGUGAAAAAUCCUUCAGUAGUACCUCAGCAGAAACCAAUCAACCCUCCUGGAACCAUGUGCCCUCCUGGGAAAGUGUCUGAGAUCUUCAAAUUUUCUGGUAAGAAAACUCCAAAACUUUCAGUUUCCAAUCAGCCACUUGGCACUACUGAAGCCCUCAGGCUAAAGCUAAUGAAGAAGCUCAAGGCCAAAAAAAAGAAACUUGCCAAGCUUAAUGAGCUUCUUGGAAACAGAGAAGCUACACCCAAACCGGACAGCACAGCGUUUUCGUCGCCCUACUCUGUCACUUCAAGUACCUCAGCGUACAGCCCAGCAUAUGACCAGUUCUUUGCCGAGCUUUUGUCUCCUGCAACCACCGUUAGCAACCUCUCACCUGAUAGUACAGGUCUCCUGGAGAUGUUGAACAACAGCCAGAAUGUGGACACAACAAAUGGAAGUGAACAGGUAAAUUCUUCUGCUGCAACUGUGGUUCCAGAACCAACUUUCCAGAACUACGCCCCCUCUACAAAUGAUUCGGCCAUGGCUCUUGAUGAAUAUUUGGAAACAUGGAUGGGGCAAACUUCUACAGAGAACAAAGAUUUUAAUGCUUUAGAUCUCUUUUUCUGAUUAAGGAAAAGCUUUUAGACUUUAAGAACCAUGAGUUUGGUCUGGUGUUGUUCCUAAACUCACUUCUUUAUAUUUUUGUAUUGAGGAAGAAUUUUGAUGGGAACACCCUGUAGUACAUUGUCAGUUCAUCAGAAUCCAGAGUUCAUAUUUUGUCUUAUUCACUUGAAGGCUAAGAAAACAUUAAAUGGGGCAGUCUAGACAAAAUGUUUGAAGAUCAAAUUAUGUGUUAUGUACUUGUAAGAUUUGUGCAGCGUUGUACAGUUGUCUGUUUAAUUAUUAAUUUUUUAUUCAUUCUUGUUUUUUUUUAAUGGUCAGUGUAUUUAAUCUAAGUUAUUAAAUGCUCUCAAAAUCUGAA
Molecule: messenger RNA, 3570 nt
Organism: Myxocyprinus asiaticus (Chinese sucker)
Lineage: Eukaryota; Metazoa; Chordata; Actinopteri; Cypriniformes; Catostomidae
Product: SUMO-specific isopeptidase USPL1-like
Exons: 10
Coding region: 279-3215 (978 amino acids)
Biological process (GO): protein desumoylation; Cajal body organization
Cellular component (GO): Cajal body
Molecular function (GO): SUMO binding
Source: RefSeq, a predicted model, not a curated record